This is a messenger RNA of Trichoderma harzianum CBS 226.95, 685 nucleotides long. RefSeq lists its product as hypothetical. The coding region runs from base 155 to 535 and encodes 126 amino acids. Lineage: Eukaryota; Fungi; Ascomycota; Sordariomycetes; Hypocreales; Hypocreaceae. The record is from RefSeq and is a predicted model, not a curated record. The transcript has a single exon.
ACAGCUGUAUAUCUUGCCCUUCAGCUAUCCUUCUACAUCACUCACAACAACAUCACUACAACAAUCACAACAACAACAUCACUACAAAUAACAACAUCUCUUCAAUCACAUCUUUCAACUCAUAUCUAAACCAAUAACUCAAACCUUCAUCAAAAUGCGUUCCGCUAUUGCCUUCACUCUCUCCACUCUCGCCCUUGCUGUCUCCGCAGCUCCGGCACCUCGAUCUGGAGGCACUGUUCAAGUUCAGUUUGCCAACGAUGUUUCUGGAGCAAACGGCAACGCCUUUAUCCCUCUUGAUGGAUCUGAAGUGAGCCUUGGACAGGCUUACGCCAACACCAAUCUCGCCAAGGAUGGCACUCUCUUCGUCACCAGCCUGCAGUUCACUGCUGAUUUCGCCAAUGUGGACUGUGUCGUCUUGAAGGAUUUCGCCAAGGUGGUUGCCAGCAUUGCUGACCCAGAGCGAGACUUCCAGAAGUUCUCUCAGACACCUUUGGACUGGGAGACUGGUUUCACUAUUAGCUGCAUCAAGGUCUAAGCUCAGAGUAUAGACUGGAUUUUAGAAGGGGUUUGGUUUUGGGGUUUGGGUUCUUGGUUCUUGGUUCUUGGUUCUCGGGUUUUGAUUUUGGGCAUUCAUUAGAAUAGCGCUACUAGAACAUACAUGUGCGGGUCGAUCCUUAAUCACAAC